CAUAGUAGGAUUCGUAUCGUUUCGAACAUAGAUAUAACGCACGCACACGCAGUGCAUUAUGGGAAUGAAAAUGGAAGGUGAGAAACAACAUACAUAACGCAAACGUGUGUCGUUUCGAGGAACUUUGAGCUUUAAUAGUUGCGCUGAGGAAAACAACACAAUGCAGAGGGUGAUUUUGUUUAGCGGCGCUUUCAGAGCGACCCUGACAGGACCAGGCGGACUCCACGCGCGCUAUUCUCGCUGCUCGAGACGUGAGAAUGUGUGCAGGACGCAGCUUAGAAAACACUCUCAGGAUCAACCUAGCGAUAAUACAGUACACUUUCGCUGUUUCAGCUUACCGCACAGGACUCUCAUCAGUGUGUCCGGACAAGACACGACCUCACUUCUUCAAGGAAUAAUAACCAAUGACAUGGCUCUUCUGGAAGAGGAUGCAGUGUGUGCGAUGUAUGCUCACAUUCUCAGUGUUCAAGGCAGGACACUGUACGACAUCAUCCUUUACAGUUUAAAAGGGAACCCAGAUGGAUUUAAUGGUGUACUUCUGGAGUGUGACAGCACUGUACAGGACUCCAUUAUGCAGCUUCUGAAAGUUUACAAGAUACGUCGCAAAGUAAACUUCAGCUUGUGUCCCAGUCUCUCACUAUGGGCUCUGUUACCUCAAAAUAAAGCUGCAGUACUGGGGCAGUCAAAGCCAGAUGUUACUGCAGCAGAUAAAGUGUUAGUACUGGAGCAAGACCCAAGAACUGAACUCAUGGGCUGGAGAAUGAUCACUAGCUGUCAGAAUAACCCACAUGAGAUCAUCUCUGCUUGUCGAGAGGGCAACAAUGAAGAAUACCACAGACAUCGCUAUGAAAUCGGACUGCCUGAAGGAGUGAAAGACCUUCCGCCAGGUGAGGCCCUUCCGCUGGAGUCUAAUCUUGUCUUCAUGCAGGGAAUUAGCUUCAGCAAGGGAUGCUACAUCGGACAGGAACUGACUGCCAGAACUCACCACACUGGUGUGAUACGAAAGCGCCUAAUGCCUGUUACCAUGUCUGCUCCGGCUGAGACUCUGGACCAAGGUGCCGCUCUUGAGACUGAGGGGUGCAAACCAGCUGGGAAACACAGGGCAGGAAUGGACUUGCUGGGACUGAGCCUUGUACGCUUGGCUCAUGCCAAAGAGCCACUAAAACUUAAAUCCUCUGAUGGCAUGACAGUGACUUUACAGGCUACUAUACCUGACUGGUGGCCAAAAAACAGUAAAGAUUAAUGAAUCAGCAACACUAGAAAGGUCAAAGGCCCACCUGAAUGAAUUGUGAUGCAGAUCAUAUUUAAUUAAAAAAAAUUAAAACUAUAACUUUCACACAGAAAUCUGAUGACAAUGUUUU
Molecule: messenger RNA, 1361 nt
Organism: Sinocyclocheilus grahami
Lineage: Eukaryota; Metazoa; Chordata; Actinopteri; Cypriniformes; Cyprinidae
Gene: iba57
Product: iron-sulfur cluster assembly factor IBA57
Exons: 3
Coding region: 161-1243 (360 amino acids)
Biological process (GO): iron-sulfur cluster assembly
Cellular component (GO): mitochondrial matrix
Molecular function (GO): protein binding
Source: RefSeq, a predicted model, not a curated record